UCUUCAUCUAACCCCUCUGCACAAGCUUUGCCAGGAUUAAAGCGUUCAUCAUUGAUUCUUGGAGACGGCGACCUCCGGCUGCACGUCUCCCCGUCGACAAAUGACAGGACUCCUGCGAUUCCGCCCUUAAUGAUGCCUCCAAAGCGGAAGAGAAACGAUCGAGGCCCCGGCGACUCGGGCCCCUCGAGGCCAUCGCCCCAUCGCCCUGCCGAUACGGCUCUGGGCCACCAUGAUAGAAGUUUCGAUGGAGGCCGCGGCCCCCGUGGCGGCAGGAACGGGCGGAGAGGAGACCGUCGCGAUUCUUCGCAGCCUUCCAAUCCAAACUCGUCGUUUUCUGGCCCAGACCCGCGUUCACCACCGCUUCCUCGACCCUCGAGCUCGUCUUCUUUGGCACCCCCGCCCGUAGCAAUGACUCCGACGCCUGCGGCCGCACCCGCGCCCGCACCCGCACCGGUACCCACGCCCGUCCCCGCGACAGCUCCGGCGCCUGCGUCACCUCCCCCGUCUCCGAUACAACCCUUCUACGACUACAGCAUUAUCACUGAAGAUUGCGUGAGCAGAUGGGCAAGUGGCGCUCGGCAGGAAGUCAUUGAGCAUGGAAUCCAGUCGCGCAAGGAUGAGGAUGUCACCGAAGUCGUCGUGAUAUUCCAGGAGCUAAUCCACUCCGUCACUGACGGACGACUCCAAGGCUAUGACGCAGGUGACGUAGUAAAAGAGAUCCUGGGGCCGGAGCUAUCAGACGAAGAUCGGACGGUCGCCACUUUCGACCCCCACACCCUAUUCCUUGACACCGUUUCUACAUUUAUGGACGUCGAGUCCGGCCCUCUUCGGCCGCAGCUCCGCGACUUCAUGGUGGCCACAGACGUCUCCCCAGCCCUUAUGCGCCUCGUCCUGGACCCUCCAAUCCUCCAGCACCUCGAUUUAAUCCGCGACACCUUCGUGAGAAUGGGCAUCCGCCAAUCGACAAACCUGCUAUACCGCCAAGCGAAUUACAAUCUCUUGCGCGAAGAGACCGAAGGUUACUCGAAACUUCUCACCGAGCUGUUCACAACGAACAGCUCGGGGUCGUCCUCAUCUGAGGCCGUGCAGGCCACGUUCAACAAGGUUAUGGGCCUUAUUGGGACUUUCGACCUGCACCCCGGCCGCGUACUGGACGUGACCUUCGAUGUCUUUGCCGCGGUGCUAAUCAAGCAGUUCCGCUACUUCAUCAAGUUUUUGCGCAUUAGUUCCUGGUGGCCCCGCAGUCAGCUCAUCCAGCCAAAUAACACCUUCAUCGGCGGCCUGCCUAUCUGGGCUUUGCCUGAGCAUCCUGGAUGGGAGACCAGCGAGGAGGAGGAAGCAAUGCUGACCGAGCAGCGGCUGCAACGAGAUAUUGCGUUCUGGGAGCGAGCGCGCGAGAUCAAGCUUGAUGCUUACUUCGAGCUGGGAGGCAGACAGCUCACGGCAUCGGACGAGGAGCGUCUGGCGAACGGCACGGUUGACGAUGGUGCGGAAUCAAGCAUCGAGCAGGAAUGGAUCAGAAUAACCAAGACACUACCACCUCCGGGCAACCGAGACGCCGCGCAGAUGUUGGGAUUCAAGCUGCGCUUUUACACGUCGGAGGCCAGGGACCCCGAGGACACGUUACCGGCAAACUUGCUCUACCUCAUAGCGCUGCUGAUCAAGGUCGGCUUCAUCUCGCUGACGGACCUGUGGAAUCACAUAUGGCCCAAAGACGAGGACAUGGAGAGCGUCAAGGCGCAGAAGAUGAAAGAGCUCGAGGAGAAAGAGAAAGCCAAAAGACCAGGCGGAGAAAAGAACGCGCUGAUGAUGGCUGGGGCUCUGCCGGACGACAGCCCCAUGCCCCAAAGCAACACACGUCGCGAUGUAACAGCAAACAAACCCGACGUCGACAUGAAAACUGCCGAACCCGCAGAGGAGAAGCCAAAGCUGCCGGAACCGGCGGAUCAAAAGGUGCAUCUUCUCAAGUGCCUCCUUACCAUUGGCGCUCUCCCCGAAUCGCUUUUCAUUAUCGGGCGGCAUGAGUGGAUCCUCCAAGCAUACGCCGACGAGAUCCUACCUCUCUUUCACCGCAUCCUUCAUCAGUCCAUCGAUGUCGUCUACCAGCAGAGCCGCCCGAUACCGUCGCGUCCGAUCGAAUGUCCUCAGAAGAAGCUUCCUGAUCUCGACCAGUCGGGUGUACCCAAAGGCAGCAUUAAACGGAGCGCACCGCCCCUCAAACGGGCUCUGAAAUGGCCACACCCGGAUAAGGCUGACGUCGGGGACGGCAUGUCUUAUCGCUUCUACUGGGACGAGUGGGCGGAUAACGUACCUGUCUGCCGAACGGUAGACGAUCUUUUCACGCUCUGCGACUCCCUCCUGAACGUCGUCGGCGUCAACAUCGGUCUUGACGCCUCUCUGGUGGCUAAGCUCGCGGCCAUUGGCUGCAAGAGCCUGGCCGAUGAUCAGUCGCCUGGCAACAUUGCGCGUUGGAUUGAUCUACUCAAGCGCCUACUGGUUCCAGCGCUGAGUCUCGGCGAGCCUAAUUCAUCACUGGUCGACAGCGUAUGGACGCUGCUCAAGCAGUACCCUAUCCGGACUCGUUUUAACCUCUACGCCGAGUGGUAUGAAGGCUCCAUCUCCCGACUCGAGCCCGUGCGGAAGGCCUUCGCUCGGACAAGGUUGGAGACGCUCAGCAAGAUGAAGCGCCUCUCCUUGACCAACAUUCCCCAGAUGGCAAAGAGUCUCGCUAAGAUUGCCUAUCCGUCCCCCGGUAUCGUUUGCAAGGUCGCCCUGCUCCAAAUCGAAUCCUACAGCAACCUGAUCGAGGCCUUUGUCGAAUGUGCCAAGUACUUCACUGAUCUAGGAUACGAUGUCCUUGUCUGGUCGGUGUUGAGCUCGCUCGGCGGCCAACAGCGGAGCCGCACUCAGGAGACUUCAGUGUUGCUCACCAGCAAGUGGCUCCAAGCGCUGUCGCGCUUCUCGGGCAAAGUCUUUCAACGCUACUCCAACAUGGAUCCGUCGCCCGUUCUUCGCUAUGUCAACAACCAGCUUCUGCAGGGGAAUUCGACCGACUUGGUCAUCCUCGAAGAGCUGAUCGGCUCUAUGGGCGGUGUUGUGUCCGGGCUGGAUUUCACCGACGCUCAGCUGCACGCCAUGACUGGCGGAGAAUUGCUCCGUCGCGAGACUCUUGUCAAUCUCGGAGACAAGCGAUUCUUGUCAGUACGGAGUGCGCAGCGACUAAUGAAGGCCCUGUCCCACUCCAAUCUGGCCGGCCAACUGCUCAUCAAUAUCGCUCAGUACCGGCAAAAUGCCAUCUACAAGAUCGCGGACGGCAGCGCGCGUAUCAAGUACCUCUCGACCAUCCUGGACGAUACCCACCAGGUUCUUCUGCGGUACCUGGACUUGCUCCGCAGCAACAUGGAUGCCGAGACGUUCGACAAGCUCAUUCCUGACGUCGUUCAGCUCAUGAGAGACUACGGCCUGGACGCCAACCUCGCCUUUACCAUCCACCGGCCUAGCAUCCGCUGGGACGCGAAGUCUCCCAUCGCGGCCAGAGAGAGCCAGGUCCAGAUCACCAAAGCCGGUACGGAUGUCGACGGCGAUGUAGCCAUGGAGACGGCCGUCACGCCCACCCAAGGCGAUGGCAGCAGCACCGACGCCAAGGGAGACACCGGCAAUGACAGUCCGCCCUCGAAAGCACCAAACAGCCGCGCGUCAGAGGCGAUCCCGGAGGCGCUCGCUCCGCUAAUUGACGAGAUCCAGGGCGUCCGACCUCAGCAGUCAUGGCGGUACAUCAGUCCGGCAUGUUAUGUGUUUUCCUGGUCGCUGCAGCUUGGAAAUCUGGUGUUCCCGCGCGAAAGCUACUUUUCUGAAGUCGACCGACUGAAAAAGCAGGCUGAAGACGUCAUGAAGGACAGGACGGACAUGACGCGGCCUGGAAUGGACAAGAAAACCCAAAGACGGGAUGAGAUUCUUGACCGGCAGAAGGACCUCCUCCGGGAGGUUAACGAGGGCUUCACGGCCUUCUCCAAGGGCAGACUGCACAUCGGCAGGCAAGCUAGUACAUGGUUUCCUGCAGGUAUUGCAAAGGCCGAUGCGACGUCGGACGCGCUGCUGGAAGAAUGCAUUCUUCCGCGCCUGCAGAUCUCGGCCAUGGACGCGGAAUACUGCUUCAGACUGGUCAAAUUCCUGCAUGAGUUUUCGGCCCCGAACUUCAAGCUCAUGUCGCUCUAUGACCGGCUGUUCAACCACAACCGUCUGCGCGGCAUCAUCUUUGCAUGCACGGUCCGCGAAGCCGAACAUCUUGGCCGCUUCCUGAGGCUCAUCCUCGGCGACCUCUCCAAGUGGCACGGUGACAAGGCUGCUUACGAGAAGGAAGCGCUGGGUCUCAAAGAACUACACGGCACCAAGACGCGGCAGUAUCUGGGGUUUGCCACCGCUUUCGAUGCCGAUGGCAAGCCGACCGAGUUUCUCGAGCAUGAUCCGUUCAAGGAAGUCCUGUUCCGCUGGCACAAGGAGCUCAACACGGCUCUGAGAACGUGCUUGAACGGCAUGGAAUGGAUGCAUAUCCGCAAUGCCAUCAGCAUCCUCAAGGGCGUCAUCGAUUAUUUCCCGGCCAUCAACUUCAUGGCCGACAAGUUCCUUGAGCAACUCAACACUAUCAAGGACCGCGAAGCGGCCACCAAGAACGCACCAGAGUCCGAGCAAGGCCACCGCGUCGAUCUCUCCGUCACAGCCCAGACCGCCUACUCGGAGUUGAAGAAGAGGAAGUCGAAGUGGAUCCUUGUCCAGGCGUUCCGGCCGGGUGUUAAGAGCGACGGAAAGGACGAGAGACGAUCCACAACACCGGCCAGCUCUUCCCUCCGAGGCUCAGCGGCGGAGUUCAAGCCCAACGGGGUGCGUUCGUCACAGCCUACCGAAGUUGAAGAUGGAGAGGUCAAGGACGGCAGAGCGGGCAACGCCACGGCCAAAGCAGCCGAACCCAAUGCUCCGAAGCCGCAGCCGGCCAGGGAGUCCCCGCGGGAGACCAAUUCCCCGGCGCCGAAGACAGAAUCCACAAACUCCGGAAGGCCAGGCACGCCCAAGCCGCCGGCCGCGCCCCACUCGAGUAGUCGACAGGAGCCUCAAAAGUUCUCCACCCUGCCCCCCGGUGGACCUGGACUUCCAAGCAGACCAGAGCUCCCUAACAGGCCCGACGUGCCGGUGCCCAGUAGGUAUGGACAGGCCCGGCACGAUAGGCGGGAGAUUCCGACACGAGAGGCCCGCGACUACCGUGACGGCCGGGAAUCACGAGACCACCAUUCGCGUGACUCUCGCGAGUCUCAAGGCGCCCGGGAGAAUAGGGAUUACCGGGCAGCGGAGACCUCGCGGCCAGAGCGACUUCGCGAACCACCGGUACCAUCCGAUAGGCGUGCUGCGGAUGCUGGACCGCGGGAACCCGGUCCCCGUGAAGCUAGUCGCGACGGCCGCGACGCUGGACGACCAUCCGACCGGGAGCGGCCGAGCAGAGCAGAGCCGGCACCGCGUAGGCACGACCACGGCCCACCAGCGGAAAGGGAUAGCCGUGCUCCCAGAGAAAGAGGUCCGGGUCGGUCUGACGGUAGAUACGCCAGAGAAUCCGCGGUUUCCACCCCUCCGCCGGCAGCCGCUGCGCAGAAUGGCGCCCAGGAGCCUCCCAUCAACCCCGAGCGGGCUCGAUUACUUGGGGUUGAACAGCCCGUACUCGUCAAUCCAGCAAGGGCUGCCCUGAUGAACGAGUCAAGAGAACCUUUGGGCCGCGGGUCUCCGAGAGACCAAUCCAGGGAACGACCUCCACGGACUGAGUCGCCUAGGCGAGCCGACCGUACCCCGGCAAAUCCACCCCCUCCGGAUCAUGGUCGCGACGAUCGCCACGCGCGCCACCGUCAUUCGCCCGCUCCUGAAGCUGCACGAGAAUCCCGGAACGAGCCCGCAGGCCCGCCUUCACGGCCCGACCGAACCGCGGAGCGCGAAGACAGGAUGGCCAGGCCCGCCAGGGAUCCUCCACACGCUAGCCAGCCCCGCUCGGAUAGCGACCACGGGAGACUCAACCAGCAAGAUCCCAACUACGGCCGAUUGAACCCGAUCCAGUCUGUCGUCGAUAUGCCGCCGGCGGCGGGUCCUCCGCCGUCAGGUCCGCGAGGCCGGGGUGGCCGGAAUAUAGGGCGACCCGGCGCCGUCAACGGCCCUCCGAUGCGCCCUGCUGACAACAGAUUCGCGGGGCUCGAGCCGAUCCGGCCACCGACUCCCGAUGAGCGGCAUCCUCCAACUGGGCCCUCUUCGUCACGCUCGCGGCGAGGCCACUAUGAUAGCGGGAACAUGAUCUCAUCGCCAACAACGGCCGGGCCUCCUGGAGUCGGAGUGCACCCAGACAGGAUGCGGCAGAUCAACCAAGCGCCGCUUCCCCCACCGCUGCCUCCACCUCCGACGGGCCCGGCUGCCGGCAUCCACCCGGACCGUCUCAUCAACCUGGUUGCGGGUCAGCCAUCGGGGCCUGGUUCGCACUCGCGCCCACCAAUGCACACACCGGACCGCCCGUCGAUGCCCGCCCCUAGCUCUGGUGCGCGGCCCACACCUUCAGGACCUAGUGCCGAUUUCUCCUCAACUCCCACCGGCCCUGCGGCCGGGAACGACCGGAUGAGGCCGGGCGGCAGACAACUUCGGGGUAUCCAGAACACGCUCGACAAGGCCUCAGCAGACGCCGCCAGAGGUCCGGGCAUGCGGACGACUCGGUCACGACCGACCUUGGCAGGGUCAGACGUCCAGAUACUGACAGGUGCGUCGCCGGUGACAACGCCCGUGCAAGAACGGCCGCCGCCUGACGUCCUCCGGGACUCGUCGUCCCGCCGUGACAUGAGCACCGACCGGGCGCCCCCGCGCGGGCCUGAGCCGAUCCAGGCCGUGGGAGACAGCCGCCAGGCCAACAACAACAGCAGCCGCGGGCCUGGCAGCCGCGGCGAGCACGACCGCGGCCGCCGCGACCACCAUCGCUCGGAGCGCGGCAGCCGGCCGUCCAGGCGGAGUAGCCGCGAGCGCACGCCAGACCGGGGGGAGCGCGAGUCUAAGGAUCCUCGCGACUACCGAGAUAGCAGGCGGUCGGGUGUGUCGUCUAGCGUGUCUGGCGGCGCGCGCGAUGAGCGGGACGCGCGUCGGUCCUCGUCGCUCCGUGAAUCCACGAGUAGUGGUGGUGCUAACCGACAGCCUAUUCCCGGCGGUCCUGGGGGAGGAGGAAGGGAUCUAGCGCCGCCGCGCGAGUCGAGUUCGCAUCGCAGUCACCGCGGCGACGGCGGACCGGGAGGUGGAAGGGGUGACGGAGCCCACGGUGCUGGCGAUUAUGGACGGAGCGGGUCUUCCAGGGGAAAUAAUGGGGCUCUUAGGGAUUCUAGAUCCAGACCCGGAGGAGGAGGAGAUGAGCGUGGUGGUGAUCCGAGGGGCGGUGGUGGUGAUGAUCGGGCGGCGAGGAAGCGCAGGGGCGAAGGGGGUGUGGACUCGGGCGGCGACGGCGGAAGCGGAAGUCACCAGGACAAGCGGCCGCGGCGUUAGUAACUUUGCGGUUGUCGUCGUGUUGAAAGAGUGUUUGUUGUUGCGGGAUCAAAUCAGAUUGGAGGAGAGAGGAUUUUACGAAGUACGCGCGUCGCACACACAAAGUUGUCAUUUCCGGGUCGGCGGCCACCAACUAUCAGAAUUUGAGAAGCGUCAUACAUUGCAAUGAUGGAUGGGUACGCCAGUUUCUUUUAGAUCUCGGUGGGGGCCAAAGUCAAGUCGAGUCGAGUCGAGUCACCAAA
Messenger RNA from Chaetomium strumarium, 7784 nucleotides. RefSeq names its product transcription factor/nuclear export subunit protein 2-domain-containing protein. The transcript has 2 exons. NCBI's taxonomy places the organism in Eukaryota, Fungi, Ascomycota, Sordariomycetes, Sordariales, Chaetomiaceae. Bases 130 to 7542 code for a protein of 2470 amino acids. The record is from RefSeq and is a predicted model, not a curated record. Gene Ontology annotation, molecular function: mRNA binding. Gene Ontology annotation, cellular component: THO complex part of transcription export complex. Gene Ontology annotation, biological process: mRNA processing; mRNA export from nucleus.